Messenger RNA from Penaeus vannamei (Pacific white shrimp), 504 nucleotides. The record is from RefSeq and is a predicted model, not a curated record. Lineage: Eukaryota; Metazoa; Arthropoda; Malacostraca; Decapoda; Penaeidae.
AUGCAUUGGACGGAAGCUUCCCCCCAGUGGCACCCACCCAGGCAGUCCCCCCAGUGGCUCCUCCAGGCACUCCCUCCAGUGGCCCUCCCCCCCAGGAUGGUCCCAGAUUUGGGUGGCUCCCCCCAGGCAUGGUCCUCCAGUCCCCCGGUUGGCUCCCCCCAGGAGUCCCCACUAGUGCCAGUCCCAACUCCCCAGGCAGUCCCCCACUGGCUCCCACCCAGGCAGUCCCCACCACUGGCUGCCCCCCAGGCAGUCGCUCCCACUGGACCCCCCCCCCGCCCCAGGCAGUCCCCCACUGGCUCCCCCCCAAGGCAGUCCCCUGCACUGGCUCCCCCCAGGGAGUCCGCCCCAGUUGGCUCCCACCAGGCAGUCCCCCCAGUGGCUCCAAUCCGAGUGGCUCUCAAGCCACCUAGCUGCUCCCCCCCCCCCAAGCAGUCCCCCAGUGGCUCUCCAGGCCCAGCCCCCCACUGGAUGCCCAACCAGCUAGAAAGGAAAAAGAAAUGA